Molecule: messenger RNA, 1125 nt
Organism: Emericellopsis cladophorae
Lineage: Eukaryota; Fungi; Ascomycota; Sordariomycetes; Hypocreales; Bionectriaceae
Exons: 1
Coding region: 1-1125 (374 amino acids)
Source: RefSeq, a predicted model, not a curated record
AUGGAUCUCGCCUACAACCCUCAUGCGGAGCGCGCUCGCCGGAAGAACCGAAGCAACACGAACCUGCACCAUCUGUCCCUCGCUCCGCUCACCACCAAGAUCCCCAUCCACGACGUCGACGCGUCGGCAUUCCACGAUGCCUCGUCCCUAGCCCCUCAGCGCAGCACAUCCUACCUGCAGGGAAAGUCCGCCCCGACGACUCCUCGACUUCUCUCUCACUCGCCGGCUGGGCCGCGGUCGCGCUCCCGUCACAGGCGGACACCCUCGGCCCCUGGGGCCCACGUCCCCAACGUCUCCAAGAGCAAAUCCACGACGCAUCUUCUCGGUGCACAUGGACACAAAAAUGGCCCAAUGGCAUCUAGGCACCGCGGAAAGGAUGAUCUCGAGUUGCGCGACCGCUCGGACAGCGAUUGGCUUCUACGGACGGGCGCGUUGAUGAGUACGGAGGCUAGAGAAUACAAGGGUCAGUCGUGGCUUGUGUCGCGUCAGAGCUCAACGAGCCUCGCGGCCAUGCGCGACGAGGAUGAUGAGGUGCUCGAGGAGGAGCUAGUCGCGGAGCGUGAGAGGGCGAGCAGACUGGCCAGCCGACGGGGCAGCUCGGCUGCGUUGGAUGAGGAUGCUGGCUCUAGGAUGGGAAGCCGCUAUGUCAGUCGUCAUGCCAGUCGCGCCCAGAGCCGAAGCCAUAGCCUGGCUGGCCUGCGGAGCGCAGCGAUGACGCCAGGGGACCGUGAUGGGGAAUCAUACUUCCCCGCCGAGCAGGAGGGCCCCGACUUUGUCGACUUGGACGAGCGGUUGGAAGAAUUAGAGCAGGACACAUCUGCUGCGGACGAUGCUGCGGUGAGGAGAUUGGUGCAAUACGGAACCUCGGGUGGUGCCUCAUGGAUCAGCAACAUGAUUGGAUGGCGUCUCUUCUCGGUCGAGGAGAACGACGGGGAUUCCGACGAAGAGGUCGAGUCGUCGACAGAUGCGGCCUCGCAGACCACAGGUCGCAGCGGUCUGUCUUCCAGGCACUUGGAGGGUAUGACGAACUAUUCUGGCGAAAACAUCCAGCCGCCUAGGAAGGAUGAAACUGCUUGGGGCGAUGCUGCAUGGCUGCUCGGCGUGGCGACCAAGGUCAUCUUCUGA